Miscanthus lutarioriparius is the source of this 981-nucleotide messenger RNA. NCBI's taxonomy places the organism in Eukaryota, Viridiplantae, Streptophyta, Magnoliopsida, Poales, Poaceae. The record is from the annotation of a GenBank genome assembly.
AUGGGCAAGAAUGGCAUCCAGUACGCAGUGGUCAGUAAUACUGCUCUGUACUCUCUUGCAGCGAUACUACCUUUUCUUAUCUCCCUCGCAGGAGGCCUGACAUCGUCGCCGUGGUCGUCGCAGGUGGACGCCUUCACGGCGGGGCCGUUCAAGGGCAACCCCGCCGCGGUGUGCCUCCUCGAGGACGCCGCCAAGGCCGCUGACGAGCGGUGGAUGCAGUCCGUCGCCUCCGAGUUCAACCUCUCCCAGACCGCCUUCCUCCUCCGGGACUCCUCCGCGGCCGGCGCCGCCCCGCGGUUCCAGCUCCGAUGGUUCACCCCCGCCGCUGAGGUGGAGCUCUGCGGCCACGCGACGCUGGCCUCCGCCCACUUCCUCUUCACAUCCGUCCUCGCGGAGCACGAGGCGCUCAUCGAGUUCUCGACCAAGUCGGGGAUUCAUACCGCCAAAAAGGUUGCUGCGCCGGAGAGUACGGGCGUGUUAGGCGAGGGGAAACUGUUCAUUGAGCUGGAUUUCCCCAUGAUUGACCUCGUUGAUUGCCAUCCUUCUGAGCUGCCGUCCAUCCCCGAGACGCUGAACGGAGCCUCCAUUGUCAGCGUUCACAAGUCAACGAUCGCUGGUGACCUCAUUGUGGAGCUUUCAUCAGGAAAAGAGGUUGCUGAUAUCAUUCCUAACAUUCAUGAAAUUAAAAUGUGUUCUGGCAGAGGAAUUAUUGUUACAGGGCCAGCGCCUGCUGGAUCUGGUUAUGACUUCUUCACGCGUUUUUUCUGCCCAAAAUUUGGGAUACCUGAGGAUCCCGUUUGUGGCAGUGCGCAUUGUGUCUUAGCACCUUAUUGGGGCGGGAAGCUGGGGAAACACAAACUGACGGCAUUUCAAGCAUCUCCACGGAGUGGAAUACUAUACCUGGAGUUAGAAGCUGCAGGCAGGAGAGUGCGAAUUCAGGGCGAAGCUGUUACUGUGAUGACUGGUACCCUCCUAGCGUAG